Molecule: messenger RNA, 384 nt
Organism: Protopolystoma xenopodis
Lineage: Eukaryota; Metazoa; Platyhelminthes; Monogenea; Polystomatidea; Polystomatidae
Source: the annotation of a GenBank genome assembly
GGCGAGUUCCGUACUGCCGAGGUCUCUGGAACGCCUGAUUUCGCUUCAUUCAAUGCUGGCGCCUACUUUCCAUGCCCCCAUGUCGUUUCAACUCCUGGAGUCCUCUCGCUGGCGCUGAGCGAGAACACAGUGCACGAGGUACUUCGUUUGCCAGAUGACUUCAGAUUCCCCGCCAUUAUCUCGGCAAACCUCCUUCGCUAUGAUCCGAUCGGCUGGACACCUCUAGAAAUGCCCUCUUCUCGAGCCUCUUCAUUCUCCUCUCCUCGCGGCGACUCUAACCCAGUCCACAGGUCGCCUUCCACUAGCGUUGAUUCGGAAGCCACGGUUACCAAUUCUCUUUCUUCUUUACAGCAUUCUUCUCAAAUCGCACCGUCUUCUGUUUAA